Messenger RNA from Nicotiana attenuata, 702 nucleotides. RefSeq names its product RNA-directed DNA polymerase homolog. The record is from RefSeq and is a predicted model, not a curated record. NCBI's taxonomy places the organism in Eukaryota, Viridiplantae, Streptophyta, Magnoliopsida, Solanales, Solanaceae. The coding region runs from base 1 to 702 and encodes 233 amino acids. The transcript is spliced from 4 exons.
AUGUGCAUUGAUUACCGCCAGUUGAACAAAGUCACCAUCAAGAACAAGUAUCCAUUGCCCCGUAUUGAUGAUUUGUUCGAACAGUUUCAGGGUGAUAGGGUGUUCUCUAAGAUCGACUUGAGGUCAGGGUAUCAUCAGCUGAAGAUUCGAGAUUCGGAUGUUCCGAAAACUGCAUUCAGGACUAGGUAUGGCCACUAUGAGUUUCUGGUGAUGUCCUUUGGCUUGACUAAUGCUCCAGCGGCAUUUAUGGAUUUGAUGAACAGGGUGUUCAGGCCCUAUAUUGAUUCUUUUGUCAUCGUCUUCAUUGACGACAUCUUGAUAUACUCACGUAGGCUGGGGGAGCACGAGCAGCAUUUGAGAGUAGUGUUUCAGACCUUGCGAGAGCAGAAGCUUUAUGCUAAGUUCUCCAAGUGUGAGUUUAUUAAGGCCCGCCAGUUCGAUGAUCCAUAUUUGGCGGCCCUCAAAGAGACGGAUUUGAGGCAGGUGGAUCCAGACAUCACUCUGGUGCAUAUAAGUGAGUGCAUCUGGGACUUCUACGACCUGCAGGCUUUGCAUUUGCGAUGCCUGGUUCGCAAAAGCGGUACUCGCAAAUGCGAAAGGCCCAUCGCAAAAGCGAAGAAUGGCCCAGGUCUGACAGUCUCGCAAUUGCGAUAUUUUCCUUCGCAAAUGCGAAGUGUUCCUGUCCGCAAAAGCGACGCCUGA